Drosophila albomicans is the source of this 2604-nucleotide messenger RNA. RefSeq names its product WD repeat domain phosphoinositide-interacting protein 2. Gene Ontology annotation, biological process: nucleophagy; protein lipidation; autophagy of mitochondrion. The coding region runs from base 296 to 1744 and encodes 482 amino acids. The transcript is spliced from 4 exons. The record is from RefSeq and is a predicted model, not a curated record. Gene Ontology annotation, cellular component: cytosol; extrinsic component of membrane; phagophore assembly site membrane. Gene Ontology annotation, molecular function: protein binding; phosphatidylinositol-3-phosphate binding; phosphatidylinositol-3,5-bisphosphate binding. Lineage: Eukaryota; Metazoa; Arthropoda; Insecta; Diptera; Drosophilidae.
UUGUUUGAAAACGUAACAGAAGCUAACAAGAAGAGCGUAGAAAAACAACAAAGACGGACAAAAACAACGACGAAUAUUGAAAUUAUAUCUUAUAAUUUUGUGAAAAGCCAAACACAGUGCCAUCUCAUUGUGAAUUGUUGUAUUUUUGCUGUGGAAAAGUGCAAUAAAUUAAAACACAAACAACACAUAUCAUAUCAAAUAAGAAAAAACGCCAAAAAGAGAAAAAAAAAAGCAGUCAGUGAAAGUGUGUGUAUUAAAUAAAUAGAUACAAGCAGCUGAAGCAGAUUGCUGAAAAAUGGCAGCAUAUCAAAUGAAUUUCAACCAGGACUUUACUUCCCUGUCUGUGCUGAGCGGCGCCGGGUUGCGUCUGUAUUCAAUUGCGGGGCAGGAUAAAGUCGAGGAGAUCUUUGCCAAGGACAAUGCGGAACAAAUCAAGAUUGUGGAACGUCUUUUCAACAGUUCACUGGUGGUGCUGGUCACCGCCCAGAAGCCCAACUGCCUGAAGAUGUUGCAUUUCAAGAAGAAACAGGACAUCUGCAAUUGCUUCUACCCUUCGGAGAUUCUCUGCGUGCGCAUGAAUCGCCAGCGACUGAUUGUCUGUCUGGCGGAGAGCAUACACAUACAUGACAUACGUGACAUGAAGAUCCUGCACUCCAUCGAGAACAUUGCGCCCAAUGAGUUGGGUCUCUGUGCGCUCUCCCUCAAUUCGCAUCUGGCGUUUCCCAUUUGCCAGUCCAGCGGCGAGCUUCGCAUCUUCAAUGCCAAUAAACUGCGAACGGGCAUGACAAUCAAGGCUCACGACACGCCCCUUUCGGCGCUUAGCUUCUCGCCUAGCGGCGCCCUGCUGGCCACCGCCUCUGAGCGUGGAACUGUGAUACGUGUGUUCUGUGUGAAGAAUGGACAGCGGGUGCAGGAGUUCCGACGUGGCGUCAAGCGUUGUGUGCGUAUUGCAUCGCUGGUCUUUGCGGCGGGCGGUGACUUUCUGUGCGCCUCCUCGAACACGGAGACAGUGCACGUCUUUAAGAUUGAUGCACGCGCUGUGGAGGUGGCGGAAUUGAAGGCCAUAGCUGAAGUGGCGGCCAAAUCUGACAGCCAGUCGAAGGAUGCAACGACGGCAAAGACAACGACAAGCACAUCAACAGAGAGUUCUGAGGAAGUGCCAGAGGCUACGCCUGUGGCCAGCUGGGGAGGCAUGUUCACCAAAGCGGUUUCCUCGCUGCUGCUGCCUGCUCAAGUGAGCGAUGUGCUUGCCCAGGAUCGCGCCUUUGCCACGGUGGCGCUGCCGCAGUCGGGACUAAAGAACAUUUGUGCGCUGACCCGGGUGCAGAAGGAAUUGCGUUUGCUGAUUGCAUGCGAGGAUGGCUUUCUAUACAUGCACGACUUUAAUGUGGAGAAAGGAGGCACCUGCAAAUUGCUUGCUGUCCAUGAUUUGCGUGGCGCUCUCGAGGACGUGAUUGAGUUGCAGUUAAGCGAGAGCGUGCUUCGUACACAGUCGAAGCCGCUGCCGGCGACGACGCUGCCACAACAAUCGCUGACCAUGUUGAAGAGCUGUGCGGCCAGUGUGCUCAUCGAGAAUCCAGAGCCGAUGCCGGACAACAGCUAUGCCGGCAUCUUGCGUGGCGAGCAGACGGAUGCAAUGUCAGAUUCCGCCAAGUUUCGCAAGCUGUGCGAUGCCAUUGACACGCCCACAAAGCUGUACGAUGAGCGUCAGUUUCCUCCCGUAGCAAUUGCGGCAAAAGAUUGACCACGACGCCAUGCCAACAAGGAUCUGGUGAUUGUGGAAAAGUCGCAGUGUGGUUAACAACGCUCUCUGCAUUUUGCAAAAGCCCAAAAUGUGUUGAAAAUUCCAUACACAACAAAAUUCUUAUCAAAUUAGGAAAUUAUUUAAAGGAAUUUAUUUUAAUUUAAUUUAACUACAAAAAAAAAAAAAAAACAAACAAAAAUUUAGAAAACCAAAAAAAAAUCAACAAAUACUCGACAGAGAAAAAUCGCAAAAAAAAGUAUUUUAGUUAAUAUGAGAAACAAUGUAAUUAAUUUCUAUGCUAAGCAAUAAUUAAUUAAUAAUCGACAUUUGCUAUAUGUUCUUGUAUAUAACUGUAUGACUAUAACCGCUUGCAUACUGUAUAAUAUGUACGUAUGGUGUAUAGUUUAGGUCCAAACUCUCGGCUUUCUCAUUCCGUUAGUUAUUCUCUCUACUUUGUAAAGUAUAUACUUGUAUUUAAUCAUAGGAGAAAACUACGUUAAUCUAAUGUAUAGAAAAUGUAUUCGAAAGAAGCUCAAAAAUCCAAAAAAAAAGGAGGAGAAGUAGAAUGAUAAUCAACUAAAAUGUACCUUAAACGACGAACAGCAACAAACGUAUUCAAUUAGCUUUGCAGAGUAAAUGAUUACAUUUAAAAACUUAACAUAAAUAUUGCAAAUAACUAAGUAUUAAAAAACAGAUUUACAAAACUGAGAUUCUCCUCAAAUAAUUUCAAUAUGUUUAACAUAACUGUGACAAAAUUCGAAAAAAUAUCAAGUCAAUAUGCCCAAAUUAUUGAAAAAGAAUUUAAAAAUUACAAAACACAAAAAAAAAAACGAAUAAAAACCACAAAAACCCAUAUAUAA